UCGGUUCUUCCAGCUUUGAUUUCUUCAAUUCCCAGCCAAAUUGCCGGAACUUUCAGGCUCGCGGCUGUGGAGGAAGGAAAGAGGGGAGAGGAAAUGGGGAAAAUCAAAGUCGCACUGAUUGUAAGCUUGUGGGUGAUACCCGUAUCGAUUCUAGUCAGUCGCAUUGUUCCUGAGCCUUACAUGGAUGAGAUAUUUCACAUACCUCAAGCUCAACAGUACUGCAGAGGGAAUUUCAGGAGUUGGGAUCCAAUGAUCACCACUCCCCCUGGCUUGUACUUUGUUUCACUUGCUCAUGUUGCCUCUCUGUUUCCAGGGCUAUUCUCUGUGCAGCUGGCCUCAUCAUUUUCAGAAACUUGUUCCACUCCAAUUUUGCGCUCCAUCAAUGGUGUUUUGGCUGUAAUUUGCAGCAUACUUGUUUAUGAUAUAAUCACCCAUCUAUCUCCAGGUCUUAGUGACAGGAAAGCAACUCUUCGAGCAGUUGUCUUAGCUUUGUAUCCCCUUCAUUGGUUUUUCACCUUUCUUUAUUAUACGGACAUAGCAUCACUAGCUGCAGUACUUGCAUCAUACCUUAUGAGUCUCAAGAAGAAUUAUCCAUUCAGUGCCUUGCUCGGUGCUUUGGCUGUGCUUGUACGACAAACAAAUAUUAUAUGGGUGCUAUUCAUAGCAUGCACUGGGGUUUUAGAUUUUAGUAUUGCUCAUCGGAAGGACAACAGGGUGUAUGCUGACUUCAAAGUAGUUCAGGAAGACACUUUGUCAUCCUCUAGUCAAAGUUCCACCAUGGGCUCGAACGUGAGAAAACGAAGAACUGCUAGUCAUGCAAAUAGGAAAAGCCAUUUGAAUGGCCAAACAACUGCCAGUUCCACACACCAUAUAUCAGAGCAUACCGAGUUGUUUGAUGAGAUAAGGGAAGUUAUUUCAUCAUCAUGGCAGAUGAAGUGGGAUCUUUUGGCUUCCUUUAGUCCAUUCUUUAUAACUUUGGUGGCUUUUGUCACUUUUGUUUAUUGGAAUGGCAGUAUAGUUCUUGGUGCAAAGGAAGCUCAUGCUGUUUCCCCACAUUUUUCACAAGUUCUGUAUUUUAGUUUGGUUUCUGCCAUUUUUAUGGCACCUGUGCACUUCUCGUUUGGGCAAUUUAUACUGCUAGUUCAGUCAUUCUGGAAGAAUAAACUGAUCAGCCUCUUUAAAUUGUCCGUGGCAUUGGCUGCCGGCUUAAUCUCUGUGCACUUUUUCAGCAUUGCUCAUCCGUAUCUCCUGGCCGAUAAUCGACAUUAUCCCUUUUAUCUUUGGAGAAAAGUCAUUAAUCGUUACUGGUUCAUGAAGUACCUUCUUGUUCCAAUUUACAGCUAUCUGUGGCUUUCGAUCUUGAGUAUCUUAGUAAAAAGUCAGAAGAAGAUAUGGGUGGUGGCAUACUUUUUGGCGACUGCUGCUACCCUUGUUCCUGCUCCACUGAUAGAAUUCAGAUACUAUACCAUUCCAUUCUUCUUCCUGAAUCUCCAUUCCCAUGUUAAUGAUGACAGAAGUUGGAUUCUGAUGGGGCUGCUGUAUGUUGCUGUUAAUUGCUUCACAAUGUUCAUGUUCUUGUUUCGACCAUUUUCUUGGACCCAUGAACCUGGUGUACAGAGGUUUAUAUGGUAGCCAGAUCCUGAAGAGUUCAAAUGGCAUUUAACCAAGCUUUAUAUGUUGUUAGACAUCUGCUAGCAUCAUAAUCAGUGUUCGUUCUUGGUUUAGGAUGCAACAUCUUGUUCCCAACUCCACACUGGCAAAUCUGGUCUUCAACCAUCAAUUUCUUACUUCAUUAAAUGUAGUUUGGUCCUAUACAACCAAGCCCAAAGUGUUUUUGUCUGAAGGGGCAUAGGGAAAACAAAUAGUGAAAUCCGGAUUUGGUUUUUCUUUUUUGUUGGGACAAAAAACUAAUUGUAUCAAUACUGGAAAUUGUCUUCAUUAUGAUAUGAUUACUGUAGGAAACAAAUCUCUAAGCUGUGCACCAGUCAGAUUUAACUUCUGAUUUCUAAUUUGGAGGUCUCAUAUCUUUUUGACAUUUCUUUAAGAAUUGGCAGACAUCCCUUUUGUUAAACUCAAUCAUUUGCAUCUGUUUUGAAUCAAAAGUUCAUGAAAAUUGUGAAAAGACUCUCACUUUUCAGAUUGUUAGAAUCCAUGAGAACAGUUUCAGCAUUAUUUGAGUGCAGCAUACUUGCAUAAUUUUGCUGUAUUCUCUUGCAGGCUGCUUCGCUGGAUGUCAGUCGGUUCCAGUGCACUAUUGACUUCUCCUAGCGAUACAGAUAUGAAGUUCCUUGCAUGAUAGUCUCUAGAUACCGAACUGCUGUUACAUCUUUUCCAACAGGAGUGCGAGCAGUAUUCAUCACAGAAUGCACUAAUCCUACUGGCACUUAAAACACUAAUUACGGUAAGCUAUGUUAGCGUUGUCUCCUUCUAUGUGGUCCUUAAUUUAAUAUGCGGAUUUUACUCGGGAUGAUAUAUAGAUUGCCAGUUCUUGCAGUCACUGAUCUUGACAUCGCCUCUCUGACCGCUAAGCCUUGAUGGUGAUGAGUAUGCUUUCUAGUUUUUAUACAUGAUCAAGUUUCAGAAGAUUCACAUGAACCCUGCAUGCAAAUACUAAGUCUCACGUUGUACUCUACGGUGUUGAAAGUUGCACGUACGUGUGACAUCGUGUCAGGGUUUGGUACUUCUUACUUUGAUUCUAAGAAUAUACCAACUAGGAAUUGUCUUGAACCACCAAAAAUCUCCCAAAAUAUUGUCUGACUUUCACAACUUGCAUGCCUAGAACUGCAUUAAAAAAAACCACCAAUUAGGAAAGAAAGCCUUUAGCUUACCAA
Molecule: messenger RNA, 2831 nt
Organism: Ipomoea triloba (trilobed morning glory)
Lineage: Eukaryota; Viridiplantae; Streptophyta; Magnoliopsida; Solanales; Convolvulaceae
Product: dol-P-Glc:Glc(2)Man(9)GlcNAc(2)-PP-Dol alpha-1,2-glucosyltransferase
Exons: 9
Coding region: 94-1632 (512 amino acids)
Biological process (GO): dolichol-linked oligosaccharide biosynthetic process; protein N-linked glycosylation
Cellular component (GO): endoplasmic reticulum
Molecular function (GO): dolichyl pyrophosphate Glc2Man9GlcNAc2 alpha-1,2-glucosyltransferase activity
Source: RefSeq, a predicted model, not a curated record